AUGGCCUCCCACCGCAUCGGCGCCCGCCUCGCGGGCCUCUCGCAAGAGCAGCUGAUCGAGCUGAUCGACAAGCAGGCGCCGCUCUGGAGCGCCGCCGCGCUGCGCGUGGCGGACGAGCACGCCGCACGGCUCGUGGAGCAGCCUGAGUGGGUGCUCUCCGAGGUCCUCCUCUCGCCGGACCUCGCCCCGCACAUCCUCGCCCAGCUGCCGACCAAGGAGCACUCGGUCAAGGCGACCUUGAUCGGUCACACCGCCAUCGCGCAUGGUCGCCGACGCCAGCACGACGCCGCCACGGCUGAGGCGGUGAGCGACGCUCGCGCGCGGUACGCCGACCCGUCGUCCAACUGGCGCUCGCUCAGCGAGUCCACGAACUUCGAGUGGAAGUUCCUCACGCCGCUCGUUUGGGCGCCCGCCUUUCCAUUCCUACGGCGUGCACCGCCCUCUGUGCGGCCGUACGUCUUUGGUGGCGCCAUCCUGGUGGCCAACAUGCACGGCUUCUGGCUGAUCAACAAUCCAGACUUGAGUGAACUGUAG
Molecule: messenger RNA, 534 nt
Organism: Emiliania huxleyi CCMP1516
Lineage: Eukaryota; Haptophyta; Isochrysidales; Noelaerhabdaceae
Exons: 3
Coding region: 1-534 (177 amino acids)
Source: RefSeq, a predicted model, not a curated record